AGUUUUGCGGCAUUUCAAUUGCCAACUGUUGUUUUUGUAAAGAGUUUCAUAUAAAUAUUAAUAUAUUAUUUUACAAUUAAUAGAAAGUAUUUUGUCGUUAUAAGCCAGUUGGUGUUAUAAAUAUUUCAUUAAUAUAUUAUAAAAUUAGAAAUUUCCGAAAAUGUUCGGCCAAUCGACUUUGGGGAAUACGACCUCUUUUGGCGCAACAGCAGCGACAACUUCCACAAAUCGUAUGAAUGAUUUUGAAGUUGUAUCACCACCUGAAGAUUCUAUUUCUGCUCUCGAAUUUAGUCCUGUCACAAUGCAACAGAAUUUUCUGAUAGCUGGUAGUUGGGAUAGUAGCGUGCGCUGCUGGGAAGUUGAACAAACCGGUAAAACAGUGCCAAAAUCUAUGAAAACUUUAGGGGGUCCAGUGCUGGACGUGUGCUGGUCUGAUGAUGGCACAAAAGUUUUUAUGGCCUCAAUCGAUAAGCAAGUUAAAAUGUGGGACUUAGCAUCAGAUCAGGUAAUGCAAGUAGCAGCUCACGAUGCACCAAUUAAAACUUGUCACUGGAUUAAGGGCACAAAUUACACUUGCCUAAUGACAGGAUCUUGGGAUAAGACUUUAAAGUUUUGGGAUACUCGCUCCGCAAAUCCUAUGUUGUCAAUUGCGUUGCCUGAACGUUGCUAUUGUGCGGAUGUUGAUUAUCCAAUGGCAGUCGUAGGUACCGCUGGUCGCGGCUUAAUUGUAUAUUCACUGGAAAAUAGUCCUACUGAAUUUAAACGACAAGAGAGUCCUCUAAAAUACCAACAUCGGACAGUAUCAAUUUUUAGAGAUAAGAAAAAAGUACCGACUGGCUAUGCGUUAGGCAGUAUUGAGGGUCGUGUAGCUAUACAAUAUGUUAACCCAGUUAGUCCCAAAGAUAAUUUCACUUUCAAAUGCCAUCGCACAACAGGCACAGCUGGCUACCAAGAUAUUUUCGCUGUGAACGACAUAUCAUUUCAUCCAGUACAUGGUACUUUAGUAACAGUUGGCUCUGAUGGCACAUUUAGUUUCUGGGACAAAGAUGCGCGUACAAAAUUGAAAUCAUCGGAAACAAUGGAUCAAUCAGUUACGAAAUGUAGUUUCAAUGCAAAUGGACAAAUAUUUGCUUAUGCUGUUGGCUACGAUUGGUCAAAGGGCCACGAAUACUUUAACCCAACUAAGAAGCCACAAAUAUUUUUGCGUUCAUGUUACGAUGAACUGAAACCGCGCAUAUAAUAAAUUAUGCGAUUCUUAGUCUAAAAAAAAUGCAUUUCUCUGUAAUAUAAAUGAACAGUUUCCGAAAUUAAUGCAAGUGCUGCAAAUAAAGUUUUGUAAUAAAAAACUGUGCAACUAUUGUUUUAAGUAAUUAAUUGUAUUUAUUGGUAGUUGUGUUUAUAAGAAUCACAAUGAUUUGUAUGUAAAUUAGUGUAGUUACAACGCAAUUACUUCUACUGUUCAUCAUCCUUCUUUUCGUGACUGUGCUCAUCACCAUUACCAUGCCCAUGUCCAUGACCUUUAUUCAUGCCUAAUGCAUAUUCAGCACCAAUUGUGACUACAAAAGCUGCAAAUCCCCAAAUGAAACCACGGAAAAA
This is a messenger RNA of Teleopsis dalmanni, 1596 nucleotides long. Its product is annotated as mRNA export factor-like. Bases 161 to 1240 code for a protein of 359 amino acids. The record is from RefSeq and is a predicted model, not a curated record. The transcript has 4 exons. Lineage: Eukaryota; Metazoa; Arthropoda; Insecta; Diptera; Diopsidae. Gene Ontology annotation, cellular component: nuclear pore. Gene Ontology annotation, molecular function: ubiquitin binding; RNA binding. Gene Ontology annotation, biological process: RNA export from nucleus; transcription-dependent tethering of RNA polymerase II gene DNA at nuclear periphery.